AUUUUAUUAAAUAUUAUAAAAUGAUGGAUAUUGAGAUUUCAAAGGAGGAUAUUUUAAAACCUGAUAAUGUUGAAUUACGCACACCAAUAAAAUCAAAAUAGCAAUAAUUAGUGAAUCAAACCAAGAAAAAUUAAACUUCUCCAUAUUAAAUGCAUCAAAUUUAGGAAUUUAUUUUAAUGUGGAUGGAAUAGAUUAAAAAAUAUAAUGAUGAUCCUGAUGUGAUUCUGAUGAUGCAUUAAAUGAAUGAAGUACUACAGACUAGUGACUAAGCAUCAAGUUAAAAAUAAUUUAAUUAUACUCCAAAAUAAUAAAAUAAUGAUGAGAGUAGUUUUAAUUCCAAUUUCAAAUAAGACAUGCUUUAAAAAAUGAAUGAUCGUGUAAUGUGGGUAUCAGAGGAAAUAUAAAAUUAAGUGUGCUAAUCUCCAAAAACAGUUGAACAUGGUAAAUAUUUUAAUGAAACUUGUAGUGAAAUAACCUAACAAGUAAAUAAGAAAGAGCUUGAAUUUUAAAAUAAAAAUGAUGAUGAGUUUUGUAAAGAGUUUGAUUAAUGUAAAUCCAAAUUUUCAGGAUCUCCUUUAAAUUUAUAAUCGCACAAAAAAUCUGGUAAAUUUGAUGACGCGAAUAUAAAUCAAGUACUUUCAUUUAGGAAAAAACAGCAAAAGCAAAUAAAGGAAUUUAAAAAUAGUCUGACAGAAAUGAAGAAAGUUGUUGGAUAUGAGUUACAAAAAGAAAUCACUAUAUUCAAAGAAGACUUCUUAAGUGAGCAUAGCAAAUUUAGUAAAAGUUAUUCAGAGUUAUAAGACUAAGUUAACACUUACUAAGAAAUGUUUUCCUAAUCUACAUUAAAGAUUCAAAAAUUAGAACAAAUAAUCUAAGACUUAAAACAAUAACUUGAGGCUUAAUAAUCAGAUUCGAAUUCAGAAUAGUUUAUUUUUUAAUUGGCAGGUUUCAUUCAAAGCGAUAAAAUCGAAAAUAAUAACAUUGAAGAUGCAAAAACUAAAAUUAUGGAGUAUAUUAUGACUUAAUCACAAUAAGUUCAAGGUUUGACUAAGUAAUUAUAAAUGACUUAGCAGAAUAAUCAAAUCAUGAUAUAGCGUCUUGAAAAUGAUAAUCAAUUAAAUAAGAAUAGGUUAGGAACAGAAAAGUAGAUGUUAGAAUUUUAGAUCAUGACACUCAAUAAUACGAUCUAACAAUAAGAUAGGAAUUACUAACAAUUAAAUUAAGAAUUGGAGUAGUUAAGAUUAUGUGAUUAGAUGGCUACAAAUCAAGAAUUAGUUAAAAAAGGUUAUAUUCAAAUGAAAUAAUAACAGCAACUCAUUUAUAUUGCUGCAACAAUAUUAUAAUAAUUUAUUAAUUCUACAGUAUUUUAAUUGAAUGUUGCAGAAACUUUAUAAGAAUAAAUUAAGCAGUUAAAAUUAAAUGAAGAAGAAGUCUUGAAAUAAAUUACAACUUAAAAAGAAUUUUAAGAGACUACAAUGGAUUAUUUUAAUAAUAAUUAAGAAACCAUUUAGCAUGUAAUUUAAAUUCUGUGUACAGAAUACACAAAAGUGAUAAAUAAUAUUAUUAAUUAAAGAAUAGAGUUGUAAAAACAAUUAUGUUGA
Paramecium tetraurelia is the source of this 1601-nucleotide messenger RNA. RefSeq lists its product as uncharacterized. The record is from RefSeq and is a predicted model, not a curated record. Lineage: Eukaryota; Ciliophora; Oligohymenophorea; Peniculida; Parameciidae. The transcript has 4 exons.